GCAGCAGGGCUCUGAAUCAGACGCCGCUUCCAUCGACCCUGGACGAGCUGCUCCCCUCCUCCCUCUCCCCCAGCUCUCUUCCUACACUCGCUCCUCCCUCUCUGCCUCCCUCACUGCCUCCUUCACUUUCUAACCCUCUUGCUCCUUCUCCUCCUCCUCUCCUCUUGGCUGUGGAUGCCCUCCUCACUUACAGUAUGGAUUCGGGAGGGGAAGGAGGAGAGGGCUGGAUGGAGGACCAGUGGGAGAAAUGGUUGACCCAUGACAUCAGCCUUGAUGAAUUUGAGGAUGACGACCUCUCCGAAAUCACAGAGAUCACAGAUGAGUGUGGGAUGAGCCUCAAUUGCAAUGGCCCAGAUAUAAAGAGCCGUGUGAGGCGAGGAACCAAUAGCAUGUCGGGGAAGGCGGAGCUAGGAGCAGUCGGCCAGCUUCAGGCAGAGAUGCUGCAUUUGGACCUCAUCGAUGGUGCUGACGGUUACCGCGGUGACAAAGAAUCCUCGAAGGCGUCUGCAAUUUCAACUCCGCCAGUCACCAAGGACCCUGCAGCACCUGUUACCAUGGAUACUUACCGGCCCAAGAGACCCACGACCCUUAACCUCUUCCCAAUCGUGCCACGCACACAGGACACGUUAAACAACAACUCCCUUGGUAAGAAGUACAGUUGGCAGGAGAAGGUUUCAGGCUCAUCCUCGCCCCUUAAAACAGGUGACCUCACCCCUCCACGUGAGCACAGCUGUCUAAGCGACGAGGACAAGGUGCACGGUGGGGGAGCCCAGACCAAAGACCGCGGGACCUCCACCGACGCCCCCUGCAGACACAGUCACACCUCGGGACACUCGCACAGCUCAUCUGCAGGGGCUGGGACACGGUCCAAGAUUCAGGAGAAGCCACCGGCACCACCACCACCACAGAACUAUACACCAGCUCCUCUAUAUCCUUCAGGGAAGGCGGAUGGCAGUGGGUCCCACAGGGAGAGGAUUAGAUACCACACAGAUGUUCAUAUAGAGCCAACAGAGGAGAUCUAUCUGACUCCUGUGCAACGUUCCGCAGAUCCCCUGGAACCCCCCACCGUCCAGGACCGGCCUUUCCUCUCACAGCAGACUGAGCAGGGACGCAUGUCCAUUAGCUCUGACACAGAGGGACCACCCCCUUAUCAGCCCCUCCCGGACCGGACCAACCCCUCCAUCUAUGAGGAAGACGAGAUCUAUGUCCCCCCACCGUCAUACGCUUCCUGUGUAGAGUCCCUCAUCACGCCACCUAGCACGGCUGUGUCAGCUCACUCCUCCCAUGCACUGGACCUCAGCCUAAAGGGGACAAGUACAGGAGCUGGGGCAAUGCUCAGGGCUGGGUCAUCAGUUGAGUAUGUUGAUGCCACAGAUGAAAGCUACUGUGGGGACGACGAGGAUGUGGACAGGUUAAUAAUGGACGCAAAGAUGAGAAAGGGAGGGGUAAAGGGAGCCGCCCCACCGAGGACUUCCAUGAGCUCAGAGGCCAGCGGCCUGACAUAUGACUCAGUUAAAUAUACAUUGGUGGUGGAUGAACAUGCUCAGUUGGAGUUAGUCAGUCUCCGGCAGUGUUACCAAGGCUACAGCGAUGACAGCGACUCGGCCACCGUCUAUGACAACUGUGUCUCGUCUCCAUACGAGUCAGCCAUCGGAGAGGAGUAUGAGGAAGAGGAAGAGGAGCAUGACCCUCGUAUAGGAGGAGUGCGUCGAGAGGCCACAGCGUGCCUAUCUGAGGAUUCUACUCCAGAGGCAGACCUCCACUUCUCCAAGAAGUUCCUCAAUGUCUUCAUGAAUGGGCGCUCUCGCUCCUCCAGUGCAGAAUCCUUUGGUUUAUAUUCCUGUGUCAUAAAUGGUGAGGAGAAGGAUCAGAGCCACCGAGCAGUCUAUAGGUUUGUCCCUCGGCACGAAGAUGAGUUGGAACUAGAGGUGGAUGACCCGUUGCUGGUGGAGGUCCAGGCAGAGGAUUACUGGUAUGAGGGCUACAAUAUGCGAACUGGUGCUCAUGGGGUCUUCCCGGCCUACUAUGCUGUAGAGGUGACCAAGGACACGGAGAACUACAAAGUAAAGAGCAAUGAAUGGAUUGACAGAUACCGCCUAAAGUUUCUGGGGUCAGUUCAAGUGCCCUAUCACAAAGGAAACGAUGUUUUGUGUGCAGCUAUGCAGAAGAUUGCUACUAACCGAAGGAUGACAGUCAAGUAUAACCCACCUUCCUCGUGCAUCCUGGAGAUCAGUGUGAAGGGCAUCAAGCUUUCAGUUCAAGAGGAUUAUUAUGCUUGUGAUAGAAGUAACGAGUGCAGUCACUUCUUCCAGUUAAAGAACGUCUCCUUCUGUGGCUAUCACCCAAAAAACAGCAAGUAUUUUGGUUUCAUUACGAAGCACCCAGCAGACCAGAGAUUUGCCUGCCACGUAUUUGUGUCUGAAAAUUCUACCAAACCUCUUGCAGAGUCAGUAGGGAAAGCCUUCCAGCUGUACUAUAAAGAGUUUGUGGAGUUCUCAUGCCCUACAGAGGACAUCUACCUGGAAUAGCCUUGCCUUUAACCACAACCCUGUAAAGUACGCUGUAUCAUAACAUAAUGUUGCAUGAAGGACAGAUAUACAUUAAUUUGGUAAAAGAAAAACAAAAAAGGGAAAAAUAAAACAUUAACACAUCUGACAAACAAACAGGUAUAGAAGGCCCAAGUAUCAGACCUGUGGUGAAAACCUUGGGCAGCAACCAGAGAUGAAAAUGAGCCAAAGGAGGGGUUUCCUGGGAAAUGAAAAUAUGCAAAAUGGCAUCAGUGAUGAGGCAAAAAUGGAAAGCACAAACAUUUUAACUCUUCAGUUUCUGCAAUGCUUGUUAGCCUGUAGCAUCAUGUCAGCAGGGGCAAAGCUGAAAGCCCAGGAGACAGUGUGGACGGCACCACUUUGUACGCUGGAAAGAAGAAAGAAAAAGCAGCAUUUAUGACUUGGAGGUGAACAAGCAAGUGAUGAUGGUUCAUUUUGUCUUGAAAUACUGUAACCAUUGUGUGAGCACGAGAGAGGUGUUUAUUUACUAAAGACGUAACAACCUCACAAUGAAAAAGGAAUACUAAAUAAAACCCAUGUAGGAACAGUGAAUUUUAUCCUUUUAUCACACCUAAUAUGAAGGUAUAUCCACAUUUAUUAAAAAAAGAGAAAAUCUAAAUAAAAAUCAGAUGCAGUGAUGUGCUCUGCAUUUUUGGGGUUCUUGCCACAUUUUUACUGCUUUUGUUAAACCCAGACACAGCAGCUUGAUCUGUACUGCAGAUUCAAGGUACAGUAAGUACAGUGUGAAUACACAAGAGUAGAAUAGGUUUGCUUUUCCAUUUAGCAGUUGGAGCUAACUAGUAAAGGUACAGCUGAGUAUCUAAAGUUAAUUUCAAAUAGUUUUAGUUGAAUGAAAUUAAAAGAUGGUUUCAGCUUCUCACUUUUCAGUCAGACAGGCAGAAGGUAAACCCUGGAGAUUCAUUUCUAUACUUCACAUGCUAAUGCUAAAUUAAAGUACACUUUAAACUACUUCUCUCUUGCAUCUGUGCGUCUCAGUAUUUGGAGAUUCACAUUGGUGGAGUUUUACUGGUGGAAUUUUUCAAUGUCGCCACUUGUCAAGGUCAAGGUCAAGGUAACUGUAUUUAUACCCAUAGGCAAGGUAAAUUUGCUUUACAGAAAAAAUGACAGCAUUUGGCAUCCCUUUAAAAACACACAUACCUAGUAAAGAUACAAACCUCACUGUGGCACAUAUAUAGUAAUUUAAUAUUUCGAAUCAAAAACAGUUCUUAUUUAAUUCAGUGACAGCAACGGGGACAAAGCUAUUUUUAUAACGCUUUGUCCUGCAUCUCGGAAAUAGAAACCUCCGUCCUGAGGGAAGAAGCUGAAAUUCACCCCUUAGAGGAUGGGAACCAUUUUUAAGGAUUGAUAAAGCCAUCCUCUGUACCUGCUUAGAGUACAGGGAAGCUAAACAAGACUAAACAAGACUUGUGGAAGUUUGCUCCUGGUGGAAAACUACCACAACAAAAGAUUGAUGGACAAACCAUGGACUGAUGGUUUUAACUCCCUGAUGGAGGCUUGUGUGCCUUAAUGCACUGGAGUUUUAGGUUAAAACCUAAAAUGAGGUUUCAACCAUACAACCAUGUAAUGAAACCGAAGUGUUUUGAGCUCAGGAGGUGCUCCUACUUAAAACAAAUUAAAUACUGAAAUCUCAUAUUCCCCUUUUCCACUAAGGUGAGGCAAGUCUUUUGUGGUAGUGGUAGUGUGCAAUUGGGCCUUCCAAAUGUUGGUCGGCUUUUUCUCGAGCCUUUGUAGUUUUAACUUUACGUCACAUGUAUAAGAAUAUGAACACAUCAAAUGAUUAACACUUUACCCUUUGAAAGGUUACUUUCGAGAGAGAGAGAGAGAGACUGAGGUGUCAAAAACCAUCAUCACGUUUACAGGGACAUUGACAAAUAUCAUCACUAUGGGAAAAAAAGGUCUCAGUUUUUUGCUGAACUUCUGUUGAGAAAUGAAGUGAAAAGAGACCAUUUGUCUCUCUCACUGACCACUGCUGGAAAACUAAUGAGGUGUAUUUGUAUAACUGCUACUGCUCGAUUUUGUAAUAUUGCCAGUCUUCUUAAAGUAUCAUCCAUACUGACACUUGGGUUUUUCUUCUAGAUGAUAUGCUAGUUGUAUUUUUUUUAAUAAUGGCCCCAGCCCAUUUUGUACUUUUGUCAUAGUUGAAAAGCAGCAAAGUGUUGAUGUUGCAUUGAAUAGUUCUUUGUGACAAAGGCAGAAUAAAGAACUCCUUAAAUGCACUGAGCAUUGUCCAUGCAGAGAAAGUUUUGAGGUACACAAGUGUGUACUUUAAGCAAACAUCUAUUGGUGCUCUCAUGCACAGCUCUGUCCAUAUGCUCAGUAAAGCCUUAGUAAUUCCUAGUCUAAUGACAGACAUGCAAUACUUCUUUACUGUGUGCUCUAAUUAGGUGUGAAAUUAGUGAUAAAGAUGUUUAACAGAGAAAAAAACCCAUCUGAGUUAGGCUGUUUACUCCUCCUUCAUACGACAUUUUUCUGCAACUAGAAUAUGACACAUUCUCAGACUGGUAGAAAGAAGAUAAUGAUGCUUGGUGCAGUAGGUACAGGUGCUAACGAGGGAGCAAAAACAAAACUGGUGUCUUCAGAUCUUCACUAGUAGUGCCUCUUUUUCAUGAGAUCAUUGUUACUUUUUUGAGUCAAUACAAAUUGAGUUGUUUUGCUGUGAUUUGCUCUUCAUUCCACUGCACUACACAUUAUUUGCUGUACAUGUGCUGGUAAUGUUCAGUUUUUCCUUUAUUCAUCCACGUUGGUAGAACGUGGAUGAGGGAGACCAGCAGAGAAGCUCCUCUAGCUCUUCUAGGUUUACACUUUCUGCAAACCUUCAUUUCUGCAGGCCAUCCUCAAACAGCAAACUCAAAACAGCUCCUUUCAGUGCAAAGUAGCAGCUCUAUCCUUUGCGCCACCCAAAUAACUGAGCUCCUAACUCUGUGCCUGGCAGAGCCAGGAUGGCCUUUAGUGUAAACACAUUGCUAACACCCAUAUCAGUGAUCAUCUUCUUUCAGCUCAUUGCCAUAGAUGAUGGUAGAAACAUGGAUUGAACUGUUAGUUAACAAUUUUGUGACACUCAGCUCACUGUUCACAGCAACAGUGUUUGUGGUGUCUGUUUCAAAACUCCUUUCAGAUCAUACAGAAUGAAUAUUUUACCCAAAAGAUUUCAAAUACACCUUCUCAUUAUGUCUCUGAUAUCCACAGGAGUAUGUAUACAUAUACUUGGGAAAUUAUGAAUUUUAUUAUUAGAGAAGGAGCUGUGUUUAAUUAGCUCAUGCCUGAGAUUUCACAAGUUGGGCCUGAUUGAGAACUUAGUCACAUUGAAAAGAAACAAAAACUUGACCCAAGUGUUAUGGAAGUCUAUUGAUGUCCUGUUUGUGAACAUGUGAAACCAGUCAAAACACAUACAGUGGAUAAUUACUGAGACUUGAUGUUGUAAAAUGUGCCAUAAUGGUUAAUAAGCAAUAAUAAUUUUUGAGCUGUUACACCAAUUACUCGCAGGAAGUGCUUGUUGCAGAACUUUAUAGACGUUUUAGUAACCCAGAUUGUUCAUGGUAAUCUGAAUUAUUAAAAUGACCAUAAAGUUUUUGUGAUCAUGAACUUUUUUUUCUUUAUCAGCACACGUACAGCACAGUUGUUUUGCAGUUAAAAUCAAAGUAUUCUUUCUACAUCAAUUGUCACUAACACUAGUUUGUAACUGAAUAUUUUAUGUGGUAAAUAUUUAUCAGACGAUUAAAUAAAUGUAAAAGCAAGAUUCAUUAAUGAAGGAUAUUGAAAAUGUUCUAUUCAACAGUUGUCUCACCAGUUGUCAGUUUUUCCUUGUCAAAAACAGAAAGAAAAUCAUUUUGAAGAAAACGAGUUGUCUGCUGUUGUUGAAAGCCAUUGUGUUUGUAUCAGGAGAGAUCAACACUCGCUUUUCUAUGAAUUCCCCUCUUAAGAGCCGAUCAGACUGAUAGGAGAAAAUGGACUGCAGCGGGGGCUAUACAAAGAGUGUACAGACAUGCCGUAUAUAAAUAAAGAAUUUAAUUUCUGUAAUUAUAAAUAUGACAUUGUAUUGAUUCAACAUGUGAAAUUUCUCUUUAUUUUGGACUUUUUUCUUUCAGCUGUGAAUUAUUCUGGAUUUAAAAGUUUUACUGCAGAUCUCAUGGUGUCUUGUCAUUAAUGUGCUGGGAUCAGUUAUACAAAUAUAUAUCGCUGCCAUGCUCCUGCUGCCUGAUUCAUACUCCAGUGACAAUGCUGCAUCUCUACA
This is a messenger RNA of Pelmatolapia mariae (spotted tilapia), 6798 nucleotides long. It is a transcript of the gene mapk8ip1b, whose product is annotated as mitogen-activated protein kinase 8 interacting protein 1b. Gene Ontology annotation, biological process: JNK cascade; regulation of JNK cascade. Lineage: Eukaryota; Metazoa; Chordata; Actinopteri; Cichliformes; Cichlidae. The record is from RefSeq and is a predicted model, not a curated record. Gene Ontology annotation, cellular component: cytoplasm. Bases 195 to 2528 code for a protein of 777 amino acids. Gene Ontology annotation, molecular function: MAP kinase scaffold activity; JUN kinase binding. The transcript has 12 exons.